GGCUCCAAUGGCGGAGCUGGUGGAGGAGGCCCAUGCAGUCCCCGGAGUGGUCUCCGUGCUGUCCGCCAUCCUCGCGCGGGUGGCGGAGCGCAACGACGCAGCCGGCCGCCCCGUGUCGCCUCGCCACCUCGCGUCGGCCUUCCGCGGGCUGGCCAGGCCGGCCAUAUCGGUGCGCGGCUACCUGGAGCGCAUCUUCCGGUACGCCGGCUGCAGCCCCGCGUGCUACGUCGUCGCCUACAUCUACCUCGACCGCUUCGCGCGGCGCCACCCGGCCGCGUCGUUCGACUCGCUCAACGUCCACCGCUUCCUCAUCACCAGCGUCCUCACCGCCGUCAAAUUCAUGGACGACAUAUGCUACAACAAUGCAUACUUUGCAAAGGUCGGAGGGAUUAGCUUGAUGGAGAUGAACCACCUAGAAAUCGACUUCUUGUUCAGCAUCGGCUUCGAGUUGAACGUAACUCCUGCCAUCUUCAGCUCCUACUGCUCAAUUCUCCAGAGGGAACUGUACCUGCAGUCACCUCCUCCCCCUCCUCCUUCCACAAACCUGCAUUGCUGCUUGACAGAGGAUGGAUCCAGCAGCCGCCAGCAGAAGCAAGGAGCCGUUCAGCUAAUAUUCUUUGGCACAUAGUGUAGUUUCAAUCAAUCUGUGGCUAUAACCUUUGUCCUCUAUCCUUCUUCACUUUGGCAAUGGCGUGUACAGAAUUUGGUUCCUUGUUGUCAGAGCAUGAAUACAUCUUCUUCAUCA
This is a messenger RNA of Musa acuminata subsp. malaccensis (wild Malaysian banana), 745 nucleotides long. RefSeq names its product cyclin-P4-1-like. Gene Ontology annotation, molecular function: protein kinase binding. Gene Ontology annotation, biological process: regulation of cyclin-dependent protein serine/threonine kinase activity. NCBI's taxonomy places the organism in Eukaryota, Viridiplantae, Streptophyta, Magnoliopsida, Zingiberales, Musaceae. The record is from RefSeq and is a predicted model, not a curated record.